CCGGAUGUGACGCAGCUGCUGGUCUUCGCGGUUCCUACCUGAGCAGCUGCAGCGAUGGCGACGUCUUUAGGAUCGAAUACCUACAACAGACAGAACUGGGAGGAUUCGGACUUUCCUAUUCUCUGUCAAACAUGUUUAGGGGAAAAUCCUUACAUUCGCAUGUCCAAGGAGAAAUAUGGAAAAGAAUGCAAGAUCUGUGCAAGGCCCUUCACUGUGUUCCGCUGGUGUCCGGGGGUUCGGAUGCGCUUUAAGAAGACGGAGGUUUGUCAGACGUGCAGUAAGAUGAAGAAUGUGUGUCAGACCUGUCUACUGGAUCUGGAGUACGGUCUUCCUAUCCAGGUUAGAGACACUGGCCUGUCCAUCAAAGAUGAUGUACCAAAAUCAGAUGUCAACAAGGAAUAUUACACACAGAACAUGGAAAGAGAGAUCCAGAACUCAGACGGUACACGGCCGGUGGGCAUGCUUGGUAAAGCGCCCAGCUCCAGUGAUAUGCUGCUGAAACUUGCCCGCACCUCACCCUACUACAAGAGAAAUCGCCCCCACAUCUGCUCCUUCUGGGUGAAGGGAGAGUGUAGGAGAGGAGAGGAGUGCCCUUACAGGCAUGAGAAGCCUACAGAUCCCGAUGAUCCUCUGGCGGAUCAGAACAUUAAAGACCGAUUUUAUGGCAUCAAUGACCCAGUUGCUAAUAAACUGCUGCAGAGAGCCUCUACCAUGCCCAGACUGGAUCCACCUGAGGACAAGACCAUCAGCACCCUCUACAUCGGGGGUUUGGGUGAGAACAUCACAGACUCAGAGCUCAGGAGCCAUUUCUACCAGUUUGGUGAGAUUCGCACCAUUACUCUAGUGCAGAGGCAGCAGUGUGCCUUCAUUCAGUUCGCUACGAGACAAGCGGCUGAACUGGCUGCAGAGAAAUCCUUCAACAAGCUCAUCGUCAACGGCCGCCGGCUCACCGUCAAGUGGGGCCGCUCACAGGCAGCCAAGAGCAAGGAGAUUAAAGAAGGCUACAGUGAGAUGGGCACCAGACUGGAGCCUGUUCCUGGUCUGCCUGCAGCUCUGCCCCCGCCUCCAGCUUUGGAAGAUGAGACCCCAGCUAACUACUUUAAUCUGGACCCCAGCAGCUCUUCAGCAAUGUUGAAUCUUAACCUGCCCCUCCCACCUGGCCUAGCCAACCCACCACCUCCAGGUUUUGGCCCUCCAGUGUUCCACCCCAUGGGCCCACCUCCUCCUCCCCCAAUGGCCUUGAGACCCCCAGGGCACAUCCACUACCCAUCUCAGGACCCUCAGAGAAUGGGCACUCACGCUGCAACACGCCACGGAGACUAGAAGCUUCAUCCUUACCAGAUUCUGGGUUCAUUGGUCGACUUCAGCUGAGACUGAAGAACUGCUGAGUGAUCGUCUGAUGAAAGGCCAGAGUGACGUUGUGCAGAGCAUGACUGCCUCUGUUUAUAAAGCUUAUGGCUCUAGCUGAUGAGAUGACCCUUAUUUUACUGGCCCAUAAUUAGACUGACCCUGAUGACCUUUCAGAUAGAGGGAGGAGUUAGGGUAGAGGCACUGUUGGAUUUUGAGAAAUGGAGAAUGAUGUCAAUGUUAACAGCACAGGGUUUAGAGCUCAUGUUUAAGUUUACACAGGAGCACAGCAACACGAUUAACAGUGUCUGCCUAAUUUGCUUAAUUAGCCGUACAGAAAGUAACGAAAUAAAACUGUGAACUAAUCAACGUUUUCAAUUGUUUGUCAGGUUGUUUACAGUAAAGGAGUUCUUCACACCCUUGCUGUUUGAGUGACUCUAAUAGUUGAUCUCUUUUGUAUUAUGUCAAAACCUCAUGAUUAUUGGACUAAUAUAAUGCUUUUAUCUAUUAGCCAGAUUUUUUUAGGUUGACAUUUUGAACAUUUUUGUAAUGUACCUGUUUAUUACACUUUCAAAUAUAUUGGGGAAAAAAAUCUUACUCUUAUAUACCUAGUUCCACUUACAGAAUAUUUUGAAACACAUGAUAGAAGCGGGGAAAUGAUGAAACGUUUAGGCAGCUAUAGUCCUAAAGGUCUAGAUUCCUGCACUUUUGUACGUUUCCUGUUUAUUCACACUUGAUUAAACUCACCCAAUAAUUAUUAUAUAGCUCAGGAAAUCUGACUCUGGCCCUGCUUUCCACUCGUGUUUAAAUCUAUCAUUAAACCUUGUAUUUGCGA
This is a messenger RNA of Astyanax mexicanus (Mexican tetra), 2182 nucleotides long. Its product is annotated as pre-mRNA-splicing factor RBM22. The record is from RefSeq and is a predicted model, not a curated record. The transcript is spliced from 10 exons. Gene Ontology annotation, molecular function: pre-mRNA binding; metal ion binding; U6 snRNA binding. Gene Ontology annotation, cellular component: Prp19 complex; U2-type catalytic step 1 spliceosome; U2-type catalytic step 2 spliceosome. The coding region runs from base 55 to 1323 and encodes 422 amino acids. Lineage: Eukaryota; Metazoa; Chordata; Actinopteri; Characiformes; Acestrorhamphidae.